UUGCUCAGGAACUGAUGGGGCAGAAUAAAUCCAUGGGGGUGGUGAGUCCCCACUGGUUUUAGGGCAGAGGUUGGGCUGGAUUGGGCUGAGGAGCUGCAUCUCUGAGCAGGGCAGGACAAGGAGCACAACUUUCUACAAGCCUUGUCCACCACAUGUCCCCAUCCACACACCAUACACUGGACCUGGCCUGUCCAGGCCCUGGUACCCUGUGGGGAGAGCAGGGGGGCCCAGCCAUGCUGGAGCUGCCCCAUAGACCUGGCUGGUGUGGAGAACCCAGGGCUGGUGUGGGACAUCAGGGCUGUGCUGUGGAUGCUGGGAGGAGAGCACGGGGUGUCAAGGGGAUGGGACACAGGUGCAUGUGUUGAGGUUCUCCAUGCAGAGAGGCCGGAGGAUGGGGAGCCCAGCCCUGGGGAGAGCCAGGGUCAGGGAGCCCCUGCAGUAGAACCAUCCUCCUGCCUGCUUCCAGAAGGCUGGAGCCAAGGGCAGGGUUUCCAAGGAUCGAUGCCAUGUGAUCCUGUGCUCUCCUGGCCCCAACUGGCUUUGCCAGAAGAACAAUCUGGGAGAUCUCCCACAAGAAACAUCUUUCAUUUUCCCAUUGUUGGCCUUCACUGUCAAUUUUAAAAGAAAAAAAAUCUAGAUUGAGUUGGUAGUUCCCUCUUGCUUUGCCCCUGUCCCAGUGAGCAGCUGCAGUAGCUCCAGGAGAGCAAAUGCAGAGGGUGAAGCCUUUCCAACCCAUUUCAUACAGAUCAUUCCUGAGUGCUGCAGGGUUUUCUGCCAGCCAGGGCAGAUCUCCUCUGUCAGUGUGCAACUGCAUGUAGCUUUGAAUGGAUUUUUAAAAAUUUUCUUUCUUCAGUGGUGCCAUAAGAGUCUUUUAUGGUACCAGUGUGUGAUCAAGGGAGGUUGGGCCAAAGUUAAGCCAACCUAUUGCUCACCUGGCUGAGUCCCUUUUGAGUAAUCUGGAACACAAACUCCAUUUUUGCAUGUUCCUAUGAAGACUCUCAUUUCAUCAUAAAAUGCACAGGAAUCCUUUACUUCUUUGCUUCUUUUACCAACAGAUGUUCUACCAGCUCUGGGAUUAAAUGUGGAAAGGUAUUGCACACUGACAGAUGAGUUUUCUGUUACAGAUAAAUUUCAACGCUAUUGUUUGUAUCUGUUAAUUCCCCUCUCUCUCUGACAAACACAACAAAGAGUGAAGAUGACAAAGAGCUGCUGCCAUGAUAUGAGGAGGAAGGAAACUUCAAGGCUUCUGAUAGAUGUGGCAAUGAAAUGGAGACAGAAAUUCUGGACUAUAUGUGAACUCAAUGAGCAAUCUGGCUGCUGUUGGAUGGAAUCAGCUUUAAGACUUGCUGUCAUUUUGUAUAUUUUACAUUCCCCAGUGUGUUAUGAAUCCAAGGCUUCUCAUAGGUUGCUGAUAAUAUGUUCUACUGCAAAGCUUAGUAUGAUUUCAGCCCCCUGCGCUUGGAUGAGGCUUCUCAAGACUCCAUUAGGUUUAAUUUCUCUGGAAUUUUCCUUUGGUUUGGCCUCCAGCCCACAGAAGCAGCACCUGCAGGGCUCUCACAUGGCCAUGCCCAUCAGCCAUGGACUGGCCUCAGGCUACUGAAGGACAAGGGUGUGGAGCUGCCCUGCUUCAGCUGCGAGCCAAGCCUGGCCCAUGGCACUGGCACACACCUGCACUGGUGGCUUUAUAAGCACAGCCCUUGAGCUGUGACUGUCCCCUCAGGGCUGCCCUCACCAUGGCUCGCUGGCACAUCGUGGGCUUGGCCCUGUGCUCCUACCUCGGGGUAGCCUGGGCUGCGACCCUGGGUGUGGUGCUCACCGAGGGAGGAUUUGUGGAAGGUGAGAGCAAGAAACUGGGACUCUUUGGGAGCUACAUUGACAUCUUCAAAGGGAUUCCAUUUGCUGCUCCUCCAAAGAGACUGGAAGACCCCCAACCUCACCCUGGCUGGGAUGGAACCCUGAAGGCAAAAGAAUUCAAAAAACGCUGCAUGCAGAUGAAGCUGACACAGACUGAUGUCCGUGGCAGCGAGGAUUGUCUCUACCUGAACAUCUGGGUCCCUCAAGAGAGAAAAGAGGUCUCUACCAAUCUGCCUGUGAUGGUUUACAUCUACGGCGGUGCCUUCCUGGUCGGAGGCAGCCAGGGAGCCAAUUUCCUGGACAACUACCUGUACGAUGGGGAGGAGAUCGCCGUGCGGGGCAACGUCAUCGUGGUGACCAUCAACUACCGCCUGGGGCCGCUGGGCUUCCUGAGCACCGGGGACCAAAACCUGCCAGGGAACUACGGCCUCAAGGACCAGCACAUGGCCAUUGCCUGGGUGAAGAGGAACAUCAAGGCCUUUGGGGGUGACCCAGACAACAUCACCAUCUUUGGGGAAUCGGCCGGUGCCGCCAGUGUCUCCCUGCAGACACUGUCUCCAAAGAACAAGGGCCUGUUCAAGAGAGCCAUCAGCCAGAGUGGUGUUGGGGUCUGCAGCUGGGCCAUCCAGAGGGACCCACUCGUCUGGGCCAAAAAGCUUGGAGAAAAGAUGGGCUGUCCCACAGACAACACCAACAUCUUGGCCAACUGCCUCCGUAGCUCUGACCCCAAAGCCUUGACUCUGGCCUACCACCUGCAGCUCACCAACCUGCCCAUGCCCCUGGUGCACACCCUCGCCCUCUCUCCGGUUGUGGAUGGGGAUUUCCUCCCAGACGUGCCCGAGAAGCUCUUUGCCAACGCUGCCGACAUCGACUACGUGGCCGGGGUCAAUGACAUGGACGGGCACAUCUUUGCCGGCAUUGAUUUACCCGCCAUCAACCGCCCGCUGGUGAAAGUCACUGCUGACCAGGUCUAUGAUUUGGUCAAAGGCCUCACCGUGGACAGGGGCGAGGCUGGAGCCAACGCCACCUACAACAUCUACACGCAGAGCUGGGGUGACAAACCCGAGCAGGAGGUCGUGAAGAAGACAGUGGUGGAGCUGAUCACUGACUACAUCUUCCUGAUUCCCACACAGCUGGCACUGGACCUGCACCUGCAGAAUGCCAAGAGUGGCAAGACCUACAGCUACGUGUUCUCCGAGCCGUCCCGCAUGCCCAUCUACCCUGGCUGGGUCGGGGCAGACCAUGCUGAUGACCUGCAGUACGUGUUUGGGAAGCCCUUUGCCACCCCCCUGGGCUACUGGCCGAAGCACAGGACUGUCUCAGAGGCCAUGAUUGCUUACUGGACCAAUUUUGCCAGGACUGGUGAUCCCAACGAAGGGCAUUCAGCUGUUCCCGUUUCCUGGCCAGCCUACACCAACAAUGGCAGGUACUACCUGGAUAUCAACCACAAGAUGAACAAGGACUCUGUGAAGCAGGACCUGAGAUCCCAGUUUGUGACCUUCUGGAACUCCGUCUAUCUGAAGCUGCCACAGGUUGCUGACAUCUCCCAGUCGGAGUUAACGUUCUGAAGCAAAAAAAAACCCAUGUUUUAGAAAUCAUUAAAGCCUUGCUUGUAGCUGAGUGGCUCUGUUUCUCUGUUUUCUGUUUCUGUGUGUUGGCUGUGACAGAGUUUCCUUGCUAAUGUCAAGGUCAGGCAGGAUGGAACAUCCUGAGGGCAGCGUGUGUUCCCCUGGCUGUGACAGUCAGUCCUGGCCAAGCUGUCCUUGCAGCAAAUUAUAUUCUCACCCUGACCUUUGUGUCCUUCAUCUGCCACCUUUUGUGGCAUUAAACAUCGCUGAGACGACAGAUGAAGUUCUUAGGGACUAAAACCUUGUUUCAAUGAGAAUUAACACCACACUCCUUGCACGAUCAGAGAAACGUACAGCUGUGCGUGAGCAUUCAGCUCAGGAUUGUUUUCCUUCAUUGUCCAGGCAGGACAGGGACAAAAAUAACCCACGGGGGGAGGUGGUUCUGCAUCUCUUUACGGCGGCAAGCUGGGCUGAGGAGCCCCGAGCAGGACAGGACGAGCUCGGGCCGCCCUCAGGCCGAGCCCGCCCCGCAGGCCGAGCCCGGCCCGGCCUCGGAACCGUCGUGCGGCGGAACCUUCGUGCCGCGGCCCGCGGGGCGGCGCCGGCAGG
Molecule: messenger RNA, 4031 nt
Organism: Vidua macroura (Pin-tailed whydah)
Lineage: Eukaryota; Metazoa; Chordata; Aves; Passeriformes; Viduidae
Gene: CEL
Product: carboxyl ester lipase
Exons: 11
Coding region: 1734-3422 (562 amino acids)
Biological process (GO): postsynaptic membrane assembly; presynaptic membrane assembly; modulation of chemical synaptic transmission
Cellular component (GO): postsynaptic specialization membrane; cell surface; synapse
Molecular function (GO): triacylglycerol lipase activity; sterol ester esterase activity; signaling receptor activity
Source: RefSeq, a predicted model, not a curated record